Messenger RNA from Pseudopipra pipra, 5577 nucleotides. RefSeq names its product ras association domain-containing protein 7-like. The record is from RefSeq and is a predicted model, not a curated record. NCBI's taxonomy places the organism in Eukaryota, Metazoa, Chordata, Aves, Passeriformes, Pipridae. The coding region runs from base 1285 to 2604 and encodes 439 amino acids. Gene Ontology annotation, biological process: signal transduction. The transcript is spliced from 6 exons.
AUCGUAUGAGGACGGGAGCAGAAAAUUAGUCAUUUUUUUAAUCUGCUUCUGAUAAAAAUUGUUUACAAAUCCACAGUGGUGGAAUGGUGGGGAAAAGAAUAAAAUGAGUGGCCAUCACGUGGCCCGGCACCUGCAGCCACCUGGUUGCUUCCCUGGUGCUGUUUUGGGGCAGCAGCAGGGCCUGGCAGCUGCCUGCACUUCUGGCUUGUAAUCAAAGUGACCUCCUAGGGCAAAUACAAACAGGCAGCUGGAAAUCUGCCUCCCUCCAGAAGCUUCUCUUCCCCAAGAAAAGCAGUUCUUGCUCAAGGAAAAGCCCAUUUUUUCUGUUACCUGGUGGUGCAACUGUUAAUGCAGGUGGUUGGCAGCAAAGCUCGAGAAGAGGAGGGUUGUAUUUGCAAGUGGAGCAAUGAGACUGUCCCCCAGCUGUUGGGUUUUUUUGACUGAUGGUAAAGAGCUGGGUGGACUACAGCAGAGGUGAUGCUGGGGGUGAGGUGAAGGCUUUUAGGUUUAUUGCCUGGUGGGUUUUUCUGAACUAGGGUGAUACUGGCAUAGUAGGAUAUUGGGAAUGAGAUGCUGUGUUAAGGUUGUGAUGUCCCUUCCAAGCAGGAACUGGAGGGUGCAAGGAGCACUGGAGGUUUACCUCAGAUGAGGAUGAACCUUCGUCUUGUCGGCUUCCCUGUGAGCCCAGAGCUUUGGAGGAAGAGGGCAGCCAGGCUGGUUUUGGGUGGGAGCUGAUCCUCCCUUGGAAGGCAGGAGGGAGCAGCCCCCAGCUCUAUUUAGCACCCUCUUCAGGGAGACAGAUAACAUCCUGUAUCUGGCAGCGAGCUGGGCACAAUGACUCCCAAAUACCCCAGUUGUUACAGUGAGUGAUCAGUUAGUUAACAGGGACCCCCUGUGCUUGCAAAGAUCUAAGGAAACAAUAAAAUCGACUGGGUUUUGGGGUGCUGGGGAAUGUGAGAGGGGGAGAUGCAGCGAGGACAACGCCCUGGCUGCUUUUUUGUGGGGGUUUCUCUCACACGAGGAGAAAAGCUGGCUGCCACCGCUCCCAGCUUUUUGGCAGUGGUGUGCCACGUGCUGGCUGCUGGUAAAUGAUUGCCCGGGAGCGCCAGCCAAGGCGGGGCCAGAGGUUGGUGCGGGGUUUGAACCCAGACGGGUGCCUGGGACCCGUGUGCCGGCAGCCAUCCUGCUUCCACAGCCCGCAGUGUUCGGCAGCCACUGGAUUUCUCUGGCAAGGCAGCCUGUCCUGCAAUGACCCAGUGCACCUGAGGCCCAGCAGUCGUGGGGAUGGAGCUGAAGGUCUGGGUGGAUGGGAUCCAGAGGGUUGUGUGCGGUGUCUCAGAGCAAACUACCUGCCAAGAAGUGGUCAUUGCCCUGGCACGGGCCAUCGGUCAGACAGGCCGCUAUGUGCUGGUGCAGAAGCUGCGGGAGAAGGAGCGGCAGCUGCUGCCGCUGGAGUGCCCCCUGGAGUCCCUGGCCAAGUGUGGACAGUAUGCCAACGACGUGCAGUUCAUCCUGCGGCGGACAGGCCCCAGCAUGACCGAGCGGCCCUCCUCAGAGGGUGCUCCGCAAGCUCCCGAGAGGACGUUCAUCCGGGCCAGUUUGCCCAUCAAGCCCAGGCUCACCAGCAUGGAUGCACCCCGUUCUCGGGAGCCAAAAAAAUCCAUGACCUUCAACUUGGGUCCUACAGGCUCCAGCGACCCGUUCGCUGUGAGCCGAUGGAGGCACCAAACACGGGAAGGGAUCGACUUGGAGGGUGGUGGGAUUGUCCAACCCUCCAAAGAGGAGCUGUUUAGGAGGGUGCUGCAGCAGCAGGAGCAGCUGCAUUCCUUGGAGGCCCAUGGGGACACCCUGGAAAUGGACCUACGGCUCUGGGAGCGCAGCCGGCUUGCCGGCCAGGAGAAUGAGAUCCUCUAUCUGGAGCAACUGGUACGAAGGAAUGAGACAGAGCUGGGUGAGGAGGAAUUUUGGCAGAGCGAGCUCCGGCUGGAAAAGGAGUGUGAGCGAGAGCGGCAGGAGCGGGUUAGAAGCCUGCGGGCCAGCCUGGAGGAGUACACCCAGAGGAUCUUUGAGCUGAGUGCCCGGACUGAAGCCCUGCAGGAGGAGAUCCAGUGGGAGAUGGCUGAGAGGGCCAAGAGAGGAAAGGAGAUCUCUCUGCCCAGCCCCAUAGAGCUGGAGGACAUGGCCACCAAAAUGAAAAGGGACCUGGAGGCCAAGGUCAAGCAAGGCACCCAGCUGGAGAGCAACCUGGCCAGUGUGGAGAAGGCCCUGGAGGAAGCUGAAAAGAACUUGCAGGCCCAGACCCAAGAGCUGGAGGAGUUAAAUAAGGAGCUGAGGCAGUGUAAUUUGCAGCAGUUUAUUCAGCAGACGGGGGCCACGGUGACUGUCCUGCAGGCCAGGUCUGAGGAGGAUGCCCAGCCGGAGCCGAGCCCGUGCGAGCUGCCAGCCUACCGGAGAAACGGAGGUUUUCCUCCCACCGCUGGUACCGACUCGCCUCCCCGAGUCAGCACCAAGCAGCUCCUCAGCCAUCCCAGGACCCUGCCGGAGCCCCUGGUGUCCAGCCUGAAUCCUGAGGUUGUAUCAACCAGGCAGAGCAUCUGGAGGUAGAAGGGCCCAGGCAGUGGAGGAUCAAUUGCUUUGCAAGUGUAACUGUAUAAAUAAACCAUAUUAUAUAUAUAUUUUAUAUUUUUUUUUUUACUGCUUUAUAUCGUGAAUGGAUGUGGACGGCCAGACAGAGUAUUUUUACAGACUAUAAAAUAAAACCAGAGACUGACGACACAAAGGAACCAUCUUCCCCUGUGGAUGAAAGUGACCCCUUUCUACUUUUUUUAAAGCAAUUUCUAUAUUCAACAGAAAACAGCGGUGCUCCCAUUCUGCGUAGCCUUCUCAAAAGAUCCAUCGUACAUUUGGAAAAGUCCUUGUUCCUUUGACUAAGGGAGCAGAGCUGCAGUGGAGACCUGCCUGGAGACUCACCUGGAUGGAGCAAGUUAACAGAUUUUACAGCAUCUGGUCGCAGCAAGCAGGGCCAUGACAAAUAGCCUCUUUGCUGGCUGCAGGGGAGGCACAAGAGCAGCUUUAAGACAAAUUUCUGGCCCCUCUUUUCUUAUAUAUAUUAUAAGAAACCUGUAGUAGAAGCCCAUUUUCCAUGGUGCCAUUGGACCACGCUUGAAGGGAGCAAUGGAGCACAGAGCAGGAGCUUGUUUUUCUCAUAUCCACUCAGUUUUUCAACUUGUUUUUAAAAUAAAAAAUUGCAGAAUAAGCCCUUCCUCAGUGGUGAUGUGAGUGGGGAGCAGGACCAAAACAUUCUUGGUGACAUUUCCCCUGGGGGUUUUUUUGAUUCUUUUUUCUGUUUGUUUUUUUUAACUCUUGAUGGCCAGUAGCUACUGUUUUGUUCAUCUGUCCUCUGUCCCAGUGGGUUGCCUUGUAUUUUAAUUGCAAAACCAAAGCGGUUUGGGGAGGGAAUGAGUUUGUCCAGAUCCUCAAGCCUGUUUUCAACGCGUCAUAUGCAAAAAACAUGACUUGGGCACAGCGUUCACCAUAAAAUCCUGCUUUCCCUGUGCGAAUGUAAUCCUGUGUGCUGCAGAUCCAGUUUUCAAUAAAUCUUUGGGAAAGGAUUUGAGCCAAGUGAGCGUGCUGUUGUGGGCAGGGUGAGCCAUCUCUGACAGCUCCUGGUCUGGUGCCUGACGGACACAUCUGAGCUGUUUGUGCACCCUGCAGCUGCCUCUUUCGUUUCCAAGCCAUCUCUUUCUAUUUGCUGAAUUAAAGCUGUAAGUAUUUUAUAACCGACUGAAUCUUAUGCACACAGUGCUCUUUUUUCUUUUUUUUUUCUUUUUUUUUAAAAUCACAAAGUGCUUUACAGCCGGCGGAUGCAGCUUGUCUCCGGUGAGAUGUGGCCAUCUCUGGGAUGAAACAUGACAACCUUUUAAUAAUGCACAGCAGCAGCUCGGAGCAUUUUAGGACAGGAGGCAAAGGGGAUGGCGGUUGUCUGCAGAUAGGAGCAGGUAAGGGGAAACCUCCCAUUUGCCUUCAAGCCCCUUUGUCUGCACCUGGAUAACAGCAGCCAAGAGCGUCAGCUCUUGCUGUCCAUCAGCAUCUCCCCUGAGACUGCUGGGCUCUGUCCCCAGGGACAUGCCCCUCUCAAAGCCAAUUUUCAAGGUGCUACCACAGCCACCAGGUUGGUCAAGUGAUAUUGAAGGAUUAAAGUUUGUUUUGUUGGGAGAUCACUGGUCUCAGGUUACCACUGGACAGCUGCUGCAGUGAGGAAAUGCAAUUUUGAAGUUGUCUUUUUUGAAUUGGGGCUUUUGGGUUUUUUUUGGGGGGUUCUUUUUCAAGUUCCUCCUCACCUCCCUCCUUAAACCAUGUAUCUCAGGGAAAUUAGUUAAAAAUGCAUUUGCUCCAUGCAGCUGCAUCUAGUUUCUCCCAUUUGCCUCUUUUUUGGACUUUGUGCACUCAUUUUUUUGGACUCUCUUGCUUUUUAAAAAGAUUCCACCUCGCUAAGAGAAGUGGAGGGUGAUGGAGGUUGUAAAGAGCAUUUCAGUGCUGCCUGGGAAAAACACCCAAGAAGUGGGUUUAGAAAACUCACUUGCCUUGGAUAUGGCUAGAUUUUGGAAAGUCCUCUGCAUGCCCUGAAAAACUGACCUCUGCAGGUUAAAAACUGGAUCUUUCAUUUUUGGGGCUACAUUUGUAGCUUUGCCUUCAGCAAAAUAAAUGGUAAUCAAGAGAAAAGGGUCGUCACUUAUGGCACUUCCUAUUGGAAAAAAACAGGGGCAGAAAAUUAAUUUGAAUCUGAUUUUGUGGGGGAUUUUGCCCUCUGUUAUGAUUAUAUAUUAUUUAUUGUUGUUGCGGGUUACUUCUGUUCAGUCAUGAUCUCACAGGUCAAACCAGCACCAGUCUUUCCUGGAGGGAGGUGUGGUAGGGUGUGGAAAAUGAAAGUUUAAAAUAUAUAUCUCACAGCAGAUUUUGGCCCCUCAGCUGAUGCCCCUUGGCUGGGAUGCAGGAUUUGGAACUGUUGCAUGGGAUGGGAGACAGUGUAACUCGACCGUGUCCUCCGCAGAGGUCUGAUAAUCAGGCAGGGGCCUAGAAAGAGUACUGUAGCCAGGGGUUAACUCUUGUUUUUUCAGCUCAAGACUGUGGCACUUUGCAGAUUUUCUUCAUUUUGUGUCCUACAAACCAUCGCCCAGCUGCUGCCUAGGCAGCAGUGUUUUGUAAGGCAAUAAAUUACUUUGAUUAACACCUCUGUCCCUGCUGUGGUGCACGUGGCGGUGGGGGGGAGAGGCGUUAAUCAAACCCACACGUUACCUCAGGAGCUCCCCAGCCGUGGGUGACCUAUAUUCCUCCCGGCACGGGGGGCCUGCGAUGGCAGGGCGAACGUGCAGGUCCCCGCGUGUUAUUUAACUGAGGGAGGCUCAAUACCCACUCUGGCUCCCCCGCCCUCCCGCUUUUAUCUGCUCCAAAGCCUGUGUCAAUAAUACAUUUCUGCCAUUGAAUAUUUUAUUGAUGGUUUGACUUUUUUUGCUGCUCGCAAUUCCCAUUUCAAGGCUGCGUGAUUGUUCCUAAUUAAAAUUUUAUGCCCUGGGACAA